This is a messenger RNA of Uloborus diversus, 1509 nucleotides long. RefSeq names its product zinc finger protein ZIC 4-like. Gene Ontology annotation, molecular function: RNA polymerase II cis-regulatory region sequence-specific DNA binding; DNA-binding transcription factor activity, RNA polymerase II-specific. The transcript has 2 exons. The coding region runs from base 1 to 1509 and encodes 502 amino acids. The record is from RefSeq and is a predicted model, not a curated record. Lineage: Eukaryota; Metazoa; Arthropoda; Arachnida; Araneae; Uloboridae. Gene Ontology annotation, biological process: central nervous system development; regulation of transcription by RNA polymerase II. Gene Ontology annotation, cellular component: nucleus.
AUGGAGCAGCUAAACGGCUUAGCUAAACGGAACCUACGUCUUAUGGAUAUGAGCCACAUGCACGCAGGUAUUAACGGAAUAGGGUUCCCUUUCUCUCAGGCAAUGACCGUCCAUCAUCGGGGAAGCCAGGAAGUCCAAGCGACACCUGCGGACAUGCUCAACCCUUUCAUCGACUCAUCCGGACACAUGGGGAGCAUCAAACUGAGCCCCCAGCAUGGGAUGCCCGGAGAUGUCGUCCACCACACCCAGCCUACUCAUCAGUAUGGUCCACAGAGUAACGGCUAUGGUGUUCCACACUCGCAUCAUCAUCAUCACCAUCAUGUGGGAAGCUAUGCCGCGAGAGACUUCCUUUUGCGACGAGACCACAUGCCUUCUUUGGCCAACAACUUGGCCACCCAUGACCCUCUGUCAUCAGGAACGCAAACUCAUCAUGGUAUGUUUGUAUCGACGUCGACGGGACUUCAUAGUCAUCAUGGUGCAGAUCCAACUUCAUCUUCACAUGUUCUGUUCCCCAGUCUCGAUCAUCAUUCUCACAGUCAUGGACAAAUGCGCCUUUCUUUGCCUGGUUCGGACAUGUACGGGAGAACGGAUUCUUUUAACCACAUGGGACCAAGAACAGAUUCCCUCAUGGGAAGCAGUUAUGGACAUAUGCCUCACAUGGCAGCGCCUGGUGCUUUUUUCAGGUACAUGAGACAAUCCAUUAAACAAGAAUUGACUUGCCACUGGAUUGAUCAAGACCUCCCACAUCCGAGGAAACCUUGCAACAAGACCUUCAACUCCAUGCACGAAAUAGUUAGCCACAUUACCGUGGAGCAUGUUGGUGGUCCUGAGUGCACGAACCAUUCAUGCUUUUGGGAAGAUUGUCCUAGGAACUCGAGGCCUUUUAAAGCCAAAUAUAAACUAGUUAACCACAUUCGAGUACAUACAGGGGAAAAACCAUUCCCUUGUCCUUUCCCAGGAUGUGGAAAAGUAUUCGCCCGUAGUGAGAAUUUAAAGAUACAUAAACGAACUCAUACAGGUGAAAAACCUUUCAAGUGCGAGUUCGAAGGCUGCGACCGAAGAUUUGCGAAUAGCUCAGAUCGCAAGAAACACUCUCACGUACACACGAGCGACAAACCUUACAACUGUAAAAUCCGCGGCUGCGACAAGAGCUACACUCAUCCCAGCUCUCUGCGCAAGCACAUGAAAGUCCACGGCAAGUCACCCACGCCGCCCGGCAACCACACUCCCGGCGGCAGCUGCACGUCCGGGUCCGGCUACGAUAGUGAUGCCGGUGCCGGACACCUACAGGUUGAAGAUACCGCUGCAACAUCUCUGGUCACACCGCCGUCUGCUGUUUUGCCGCCGCCACCGACAGCUUCUAUUCACCAUCACCAUCAUCACCAUCAUCCGACGAAUCUCAGUGAGUGGUACAUCUGUCAGUCUGCUGCAGGAAUGCCAACACCCCCCAGCAAUGAACACUCGCCCUUGGCAGGGCACACCUUACAUUCGAUAACUUCCAAUUUCUGA